AUGCCCAAGAUGUCCGACUUUGACGCGAGCGAGAUCGAGGCAAGGGUCGAGAAGCAGACCGUCAACCCCAUCAAGUCGUUCCUCUCGGGCGGCUUUGGUGGUGUCUGUGCGGUGCUUGUCGGUCAUCCGUUCGACCUCACCAAGACCCGUCUCCAGACCGCCCCGCCGGGCACAUAUACCGGCGCGAUGGAUGUCGUCAAGAAGACGCUUGCGCGUGAUGGCCUGAAGGGUCUUUACCGCGGCAUUUCGCCGCCCCUUCUCGGCGUCACCCCCCUCUUCGCGGUCUCGUUCUGGGGUUACGACGUCGGCAAGCGCAUUGUCUACGCCGCAACGCCGAACCGCAAGGACCAGCACCUGACGAUCCCCGAGCUCGCGUUCGCCGGUUUCUUCUCCGCUAUCCCCGCUACCGUCGUCGCUGCCCCCGCCGAGCGUAUCAAGGUUCUCCUCCAGGUCCAGGGUCAGGGCGGCAAGCCCGCAUACACUGGCCCUCUCGAUGUCGUCAAGAAGCUCUACGCUGAGGGCGGCGUCAAGUCGAUCUUCCGUGGUACUGUUCCCACUAUUCUCCGUGACGGUCCUGGUUCUGCUGUCUACUUCGCCACAUACGAGGUCGUCAAGAAGGCUCUCUCUGGCAAGCCUGUCAUUGACCACGCUACUGGCGAGGAGAAGGCUCCUCCCCUCUCCCUCCCGGCCGUCAUGUUUGCAGGUGGUAUGGCCGGUGUGGCCAUGUGGUCGAUCGCCAUCCCCCCCGACACGAUCAAGUCGCGUAUCCAGUCAGCUCCUAACGGCACCUACCGCGGUUUCCUGGACUGUGCGCGCCAGCUGAUUGCCAAGGACGGUAUCACUGCUCUUUGGAGCGGUUUCGGCCCCGCCAUGGCACGUGCGUUCCCGGCCAACGCGGCGACUUUCCUCGGCGUCGAGGUCUCGCUCAAGCUCAUGGACCUGGUGUUCUAA
Molecule: messenger RNA, 951 nt
Organism: Cutaneotrichosporon cavernicola
Lineage: Eukaryota; Fungi; Basidiomycota; Tremellomycetes; Trichosporonales; Trichosporonaceae
Gene: CRC1
Exons: 4
Coding region: 1-951 (316 amino acids)
Biological process (GO): mitochondrial transport; carnitine transmembrane transport
Cellular component (GO): mitochondrial envelope
Molecular function (GO): O-acyl-L-carnitine transmembrane transporter activity
Source: RefSeq, a predicted model, not a curated record